UCCGUGUCAACAAGCUGCUGGCUAAAUGGAUCAAAAUAGACGUGGAUAGAGUCACCACCGGUAACACAAUCGUCUCCGUGAAACCUUUUUAAAUUUUUGUAGAGCCGAAGCGAGAAGAAGAAGAAGGAAGCGAAAAUGGCAGAGAAAGCGGACGCGAUUAGCGUGUGCGGAUUGCAAUUUUCAUACGAAGGACAAUUUCCUCUAUUCUACGAUUUCAAUUUAGACUUGCCUCCUGGAUCUCGAUGCCUUCUCGUUGGUGCUAAUGGAUCUGGUAAAACGACGUUGUUGAAGAUAUUGGCGGGAAAGCAUAUGGUAGGUGGAAGAGAAGUAGUGAGAGUACUAAAUCAUUCGGCUUUUCAUGAUACUCAAUUGGUUUGUAGCGGUGAUUUGGCUUAUUUAGGCGGUUCUUGGAGUAAAACCGUUGGAUCUGCUGGGGAGAUUCCACUCCAGGGAGACUUUUCUGCGGAACAUAUGAUAUUUGGAGUUGAAGAUGUUGAUCCUGCUAGGAGAGAAAAGUUGAUUGAUUUGCUUGAUAUUGAUCUUCAAUGGCGUAUGCAUAAGGUAUCUGAUGGGCAGCGGCGUCGAGUUCAGAUCUGCAUGGCUCUUCUUGUCCCAUUUAAGGUCCUUUUACUAGAUGAGGUUACAGUUGACCUGGAUGUUGUUGCCAGGAUGGAUUUGCUGGAGUUCUUCAAGGAAGAAUGCGAUCAGAGAGGAGCCACGAUUGUAUAUGCAACUCAUAUUUUUGAUGGGUUGGAGACAUGGGCAACACAUCUGACUUACAUCCAGGAUGGUGAACUGAGGAAGGCUGAGAAACUUACAGAUGUUCAUGAGUUAAAAACUUCUGCCAAUUUGCUUUCUGUUGUAGAGUCCUGGCUUAGAUCUGAAACCAAGCAUGAGAAAAAGAAACCAACUAAGGCUCCUGUUCAGCACCAAAAGACCUCGCCUUUUGGUGCUUCUCCUUUUAUGUCAUCCAGGCACAUGGCAUACUACCGCUGAUCAUUCUCGCAUUAAUUUCUCUUACAUCAGGUCCGAACUCGAAUCCAAAAUAGGCAAGGUUUGGGGGGUUACGAGAACAGUGAAUAAAUGAAUGAAAAGCCAAAGGUGUGCUGGAGGCCAGGACUUGCCACAAGAAUAAUGGGAAAAGCUGCUGCUCAUUCAUUUUAUUGUUGCGUGCUUGUAUCCUGGCUGGUUGUUCUAUAGAUGCAGAAAUUGUCUCCGUUAGCUCUCUACAGAAAGAAGAGGAUAACUUGUCCCUGACAAGGAUAAUAGCUCGCCUUCAGUUUGGUGCUACAAAGAAGUCCUAGUGAUGUGAAAGAAUGUUGAGAUUAAAUUGUUCUAGUCUAAACUGGUUUUUAUACCAAAAUAAUCUGGAAUACCAAAACACAAUUAUAGAAUUAAA
Messenger RNA from Ricinus communis (castor bean), 1399 nucleotides. Its product is annotated as ABC transporter I family member 19. Bases 136 to 996 code for a protein of 286 amino acids. Lineage: Eukaryota; Viridiplantae; Streptophyta; Magnoliopsida; Malpighiales; Euphorbiaceae. The record is from RefSeq and is a predicted model, not a curated record. The transcript has 6 exons. Gene Ontology annotation, molecular function: ATP hydrolysis activity; ATP binding.